AUGUCAGAGCGAUCUUGCCCAGUAUCAAAAUCGGUGGCCGGCCGAUGUCCAGCAGCCGGCCGGGCGAGCAGGAGCAGCAGCCGGGUUGGACCACGAGGGUGCUCAUUCUCAGGCUACUGUCAGCCUGGAGAUCUGAGAGCAGCUUUCGAUAUCCCGCACGGCGUCGACUCAGAAGAGUGGCUGAGGGGAAGGGAUAGGAAGGCCAUCAACGCCCUGCUCUUCCCAGACGCACCAGCAAGAGACCUAAACAGAUUUGCCAAAGACAACAUCGAUACUCUCCCACCGAGCGAGAAAGACGUCCUGGCAGCAGCACUUGGCGCACCAGCACGGCAAGUCAUCAUCCGAGCCGAGGAGGUUGGACCCAAGACCGGAUGGCGGGAUGGCUUCCUGACAGCCGAGUACGGCUUCGUCCCUCCCGAUUCUCUUGACUCUUCCGUAGCCGCACUGGCCAACUCACCGGGACGAAUAUGGUCAGACCUCUGCGAGCGAAUGCCGGGGUGCGUAGCCCGAGGACGAGUACGAGAUUCCAUCGCCGCCCUGCCAGUCGUCGAGGCCACAGAGGAUGUCAUCCCGGACUCGGCACUGUGGGCGUCAUUGGUUGCCCUGGGCAUGCUGUGCUCGAUCUGUCGGUACGAGGACAAGCACGACGGCCAUGAGGGCGUCACACUUAGCAGCUCCAACAAGCCGAAGGUUGAGCUGAGCGACGAUGUCGUCGAGGAGGUGAAGGGACUGCCGAGGAGCAUCGGUUUGCCAUAUUUCCAGGUCUCCAAGCGCAUGGGCCGACCCAUCCCUCACCUGACGUUUGUCGACCAGUCGAGCUACAACGUCAAGAUCCGUGACCAUACCUCAAAUUACCCAUAUGUUGCUCGGUUUGACAACAUGGAUAUGAGGUGGCCCAUGUUUGGCGACCAGGCAGAGAUGGCCUUCUUGAAGGGCGUGGCUGAUACCUCGGCCAGUUUUCAGCACGGCCCAGACGCCAUUGCCGCAUGCCAGGAGUGCGUCAUGAAUCGGGACAUCGAAGGCCUUCUGAGGGAAAUGAUCAGGCUGAAGGAGAUUCUCGAGAUGAUGCCCAAUGCCUUCCACACUAUCAGCCCUAAUCCGAUGUCUGGCGACAACUACGUUCCGGCUAACGAGUGGGUGCGGUGGGCAAAGUUCUCGGCGCCACUUUCAAAGCGAUGCCCAGCGUCGAGCGGGCUGCAGUUCCCGCCAUAUCUAUUGAUGGACGCCUUUCUCGGCCGCAAAAAGUACGACUCGUUCCUCGGGGCUGAGGGCAUCCACCUUCGUGCCUGGGAACCCACAAAUCUGCGGGCAUUCAUCGCCGCCGUCGAAGGAUAUUAUUGCGUGCCCGAGUUCGUCAUGAAGUCCGGUGAUGCGAGGCUAAUGGGUGUGUUGGAUGGUAUCGUGGAGGCUUACACCGGCGAGAGAGGCUUCAUGGGCGUGCAUAGGUACAAGGUGUUUGGCAUCCUCGAGGUUGCCGGCAAGACGGGCCGUACAGAGACAAAUGGCGCAUCAGGAGCUGCAGACGCCGGUCGCCCGUGGGAAGAGACGCACAAGCAAUUCUCCGAAGCGAUGAAGGAGCGUUUGGAGCCGUACCGCACAGAUGUCUCAAUCGAGCCGCACGAGAUGCGUGGAAGCUUCGCGGAGUGCAGGUACAAAGCGAAGAUCCUUGGAAGAUCGUUUGUCGACAACGAUCCUGACCGGAGCAUCGCCAUGGUGACACUGGACAUCCAGGACACUGGCAUCACAUUCCAACCUGGCGAUCGAUUGGCAGUGAUGCCACUUAACAGCUGGGAAGAGUGUGCCAAAGUUGCCGCCUCGCUUGGACUGGAUGAUAUGCUCAAUGUCCAGGUCCCAGUAAACAAGUGCUGGGCUCGGUUUGCCGACCACCUAGGAUCCACAUCAAGAUCCCCUCGAGGGCCGAUCACUGUGCAAGAUAUCCUUCGAAGGGGCCAUCUCGCACCGCUUACGCAGGACCUCGUCCUCAGAAUUCACUCCAUGCUAAGAGCAUCUUCCAACACGGCUCUGCAGGUGCUGGCUACAGACGAAUGGCCCGUCCGCGGCUCUCUGGGAGACCUGCUCCAGUCCGCAGUCAUGGACACGCCACAAGCUGUUUGGGACUCGGCAUUCAACUUGCAGGACCUGUCGUGGUUGUGUGAGCUCGUGCCAGUCGAGACACCACGUACCUAUUCCAUCUCCAGCUUUCCAGACGAGCUGCUCCCCAGCACCGUCGACCUGAGUGUUUCUCGGUCGGAGUAUCUGCUCUCCUCCACCUUCGCAGGAGAUUCCCGGAUAACAAGAUGCGGCGUCAGCAGCGGCUUCCUAAACCCCAUCGUCGCCUCCAAUGACGAGAUGAUCCCUAUUGAGGAAGAUAUUCUGAUCGGCGUGUCGCGCCCGCAAGCAUUCCAACUUCCGCUGAGCGGCGCAGCGCCGUGCGCUUUCUUCGCCGGUGGCAGUGGCAUCGCGCCCUUCCGUAGCUUCUGGCAGUCUCGCAUCCAGAACGGCGCAGUAGGUCGCAAUAUCCUAUACCUUGGUGUCCAGUCGCGAGAAAAGUUCUGCUACGAGCACGAACUACGCCAAAAUGUCAGCGAAGGGCAGAUGGAGGUUCAUGUAGCCUUCUCACGAGACUCGAGAGGCCUGGCCAUGCAGGGCCGCGAGCUGGUGGAGAAGACGACGCCUCCUCGGUACAUCGACACCCUGAUCACCGAGCAGGGCUCCACCAUUUGCGACCUGGUUAUGAGCAAGAAGCACGGCGGUCUAGGCGGCUACCUCUACGUCUGCGGGUCUGUCGCUGUCUUUGACUCCGUCAUGAAAGGUAUACGGCAGGCCAUCUACAACCAUCAAACCUCGACGCUGGACUCAGCGGAGGAACUCGUCAACGCGGCCUUUGCUGAGCGUCGUUUCAUGCUGGACGUCUUCAUGACACCGAAGCCCCUUCCCUGCAACCUGCCUACCAUCUCGCUCUCACAGCUCGCCCUCAACACGGGCCACAGGGGCGCCUCAAGGAUCUGGAUCGGUGUGCAUGGCAAGGUCUACGAUGUCACAGACUUUUGCCCGAUGCACCCCGGCGGAACCCUAAUCAUCAAAUCCAACGCUGGUGUUGACUGCUCAGCGUCCUUUGACAACCUCGCGCACACCACCAACCCGGAGGUGUCAUCGCUUCUGACUAAAUACUUUGUUGGUCACCUUACGCCCAAGCCAGACUUCCAUGGCAACGAUGACCUGGACAUGCUGUAUGAGCUGUGGUCAUCGUACCUGCGCACAUCAGUCGAGACACUUGUUGCGCAUCAGAUGGAGAUGAACGCCAUGAUCACGAACCAAACCCUUGACCCGUCAAAAUGGUGGUACCAGGGCCCGGGGCUCCUGAACAUCAAAGGCGUGAGGUCAUUCUACCAGUAUCAAUCACGACUGCUUCAGACUGGCUUCAGCGCCCUAUUCGGAUCCAAGUUCCAAGAACUCAUACUCAAGCUCUCCUUCAGCCUCGCGAACGCAUCCUCAGCAGGGCCAUCAACCAGCCUGCCAGACGUGCUAGGCAUCGUGGGAAGGGCAAAGACAUCCAGUAGCGCAAUAAAGACGUCCAGGGAAAUCGCACGCAUCGGCGAGUUCGUGGGCAAUAGCACGGAGGCACAGUUCCACGAGCGCGGCAUCAUCGACUAUGCCAGCAAGUCGGUGGAGCUGGACAUCGGGCUGCUGGAGGACAUCCGCGGCGAGGCGUGCGCGGGCAUGGACGCCUUCGACGCACUCAUGGCCCAGGAGGCCGAGAACCCCGAGGACAGGGUCGUCGCGCUGGCGACCUUCCUGAUGCAGCUGCUCGAGCGUGUGGCCAAGCGUCUUGAGAUGUUCUACGCCAACCUCGCCCAGUACUCCGUCUACCAGCCCAACAUCGAGCGCAACCCCGCCCGUACUCGCUGGCGCUUGGUCCGGUCUAGCAUCAGAGACGGCUCGCUCUUUGUGCUGACACAGAAUCUGAGCAUGAAUUCUGCCGCUGCUCUGACUUCGUCGUCGGGUAUGGCGGCGCCAAGGCCUGCUUUCCAGACCAACAUCGACUUCGACCGCGUGAUGAACCAGGUGCGGCAGGGAUUAGGCGCGAGCAACCCCCACGGCCAACAGCAGAGCAAGCCGACGCCUAGCGCGAUAGACGCAGCGCGUGCAAGAGUACCGCCGAAUGGUGCGAGCGCCUUCGAGUCGUACGAAAACGGCGGCGCCUUGUCGCGGAUGAGCUCCUUCAUCGAUAAGAACAUGCGGUCCAUCCGCCGCCUGUCCAAGAUGCCCACCGUCAUGCCGAAUUUAAGCAACGUCGCAGAGAUUCAACAUGGGCUGAAUGGGCUGGGCAUCGCGGGCAUGCCGCCGGGUGGGCUUGGAGGGUUCCAGCCCACUCCGCCGAGCAGCAGGGGGUCGAGCGUCGACGGGCGAGACGCGCGCGGCAGGACGAUGGGGUCAAACAUGCCUCCGUCUCCGCCGAUGGACGCCACAACGGCCAUCACCGCCAUGAUGGGCAAGUUCCAUGGCCGGAAGAGAAGCACAGCAUCCAUGCCAGGCGGCUCGAGUCCACCUUUGCAGCGGACCACCCUAGCUGGUCCUCCGAUGAGCCCGGGUGGAAACCAUGUUAUGGCAAUGAGAUCGAGGGCGCCCUCUGUGCAGAGUAUCAGGGCUGGGUCUUUGAAGUCAUUCAAGCUGAGUGAGAGGGUGCACUCAUAUGGGCAGGCGGAGAAGAAGGUGGCGCCGACGUUUUAA
Messenger RNA from Diaporthe amygdali, 4731 nucleotides. Its product is annotated as nadph-ferrihemoprotein reductase. The transcript has 2 exons. Gene Ontology annotation, cellular component: cytosol. NCBI's taxonomy places the organism in Eukaryota, Fungi, Ascomycota, Sordariomycetes, Diaporthales, Diaporthaceae. Bases 1 to 4731 code for a protein of 1576 amino acids. The record is from RefSeq and is a predicted model, not a curated record. Gene Ontology annotation, molecular function: FMN binding; metal ion binding; flavin adenine dinucleotide binding.